This is a messenger RNA of Pseudocercospora fijiensis CIRAD86, 1999 nucleotides long. RefSeq lists its product as uncharacterized. The record is from RefSeq and is a predicted model, not a curated record. Gene Ontology annotation, molecular function: DNA binding; zinc ion binding. The transcript has 2 exons. The annotation marks the transcript as partial. Lineage: Eukaryota; Fungi; Ascomycota; Dothideomycetes; Mycosphaerellales; Mycosphaerellaceae. Gene Ontology annotation, biological process: DNA-templated transcription.
CUCUGAAAGCACGUCAACCAAAAGUAACAUCAGCGGGCGUUAUGGCGCUGGAACUUACCUUCGUGAAUCAAUAUGGGGACACUGCGCCCAAGCGCAGAAGACUGGCAAAGGCUUGCGAGUCCUGUCGCGCCAGAAAGGUACUGUGGUUUCGCCGCCUGCACCGCGCUUCUUUGCUGAGUCGGAUAUUCUACAGAAACGCUGCAUACACUUUGGUGAUCCCGCCGACAAAGGCAAGAACGACGAGAGCGAUGGAGCAGAUCAGGUCGAUACCCGCGAAGUCCCAAAUACUGGGCCGAAUACGAAGUCCAAUGGAGCCCAGUCGUCUCCCAGCAAUGCCGCUUCUGGAGUGAAUGGAUCAACACGCCGCUCGGAAUCUGCUUCCGCUGCUAAUGCGAGACGAUUUAUCUGUGAUCUGAAUCCGGUAUCGACGUUUCUACAGCGUCGUCCGCCAACUGCAGAGAACGAUGGGAGGCAGCAGAAUGAGGACAUCGGCAUAUGGGUCGACAAACGCGAGUACGAUGCUCUCGUCCGACAGAGAAACGCGAGAACUGCCACGAUGGAUGCAAUCGGCCAGAAUAACCAGCGUCCGCACUCGGCAGUACUCGCUCCUCUGGUUGACAUCUACUUUCAAAAAGUCCAUCCCGUCCUUCCGAUCCUGGAUGAAAUCGAGUUCAGGACGAAUCAUGCUGGAGGAAUCGUUCCCGAAGCAUUGGCUCACGCUGUCUGCUUGGUCGCUGCGAAAGAUCCAUCCGCAGCAAAGUAUCUUCGCCUUAACGAAUCGGACGACACACUACCGCCUCGCGAAUUUUGCAGCAGGCUACAUGCUUCAGUAAUGGCGGCACUGCGAGUGCCAGUACGUUUCGAGAAGAUCACUCUUAUCCGUCUUCUCGCACUGGCGUCGCUACACGCCGAAGGUCCUGAAGGCGGCGAGGAAGCCACAUGGUGCUUCAACCAAGCUAUGCACUACACGCAAGUUCUCGGAUGGCACCUUGGACAACAUACCGGAAUCCAGUCUACUGACGAUCUUGUGACGAAGAGACUCUUCUGGUGUCUUUGGAGUCUUGAUCGAAUGAACUCUGUCAUCUAUGGCAGGCCAAUAAUGAUGAGUGAUGUUGACAUGGCAAUUUCAGGAUUUGAACCGGGAGAGUCUGGCUUUCCAGCAUUCGAGGUCUGGCUGCAUUGCUGUCGUACCCUAGACAAGGUAAUUGCUUUCUAUCGACCCGGCGUGCCGAUGGAUAUCACGGGCUGGGAAGACGAUUACCCGACCUUCGAAGACGCUGUAGACCACGGCAAAGGCUGGGACCUUGAUCAAAACAUUCUUGCGACUUUGCAUCUAUUUUUCCUGGUCGUUGCUGUGCUAUCGCAUCGGUCUCGAGGCGUGAAGUACGUUCAAAGAUCAAAGUCAUCAUACGUCCGGCAGUCGCUCGGCGCUCUGGAGAUCAACCGCAUUAUGAGCUCACCGCUGAUGCCGUCUCUUCUGCCUUUGCCAUUUCUUCCAUAUGCGAUAUCACUGGCACUCUCGGUAUCCUACCAGCAUAUCAGGCAAGCACAAUUCAUUCACCAGCAGGAGGAUGCCCGGCAGGACUUUCGACAGUGUUGCCAGAUACUGCAUCGGCUGAGGAGGACAUGGAGCUCGGCAGAUGUUAUCGCAACCAUAUCGAAGAAGGUCCUGGACCAGCUGGACAAGGCGACUGAUCUGUCAGUCUUUCGAGUAUCAAGGUUUGCAGAGGAGGGUCCAAAGAGCCCUGGCAUUUGUACCGCAAGCUUUUGGAAACCGCACACUCUUGUGCCAGAUCAGCCUCUCGAAGCAAACGGCACAAUUGGAAGCUCUGCUAGCAGCAGCGUUCCAGCUGCCAACCAACAGCCAACCGAAGCUGACUGGACUGGGCUGUUUGAAGGUAUGGACGAUCUGUUUGGGACGUAUCUGGAUCCCAAUUAUCCUGUUAACCUGGACGAUUUCUCUUUCGUGGACGAGGAUUGGAGCUCAGUAUCGACAUGA